AGCGGUUGAUCGGUCACUUACCCAGCCACUUAAUAAUAUGAGGUUAGAAGCUCAAGAAUUGCACGGCCGCCACCCACUCGCAAAUCUCGAUGGAGCAGCCACCAUGGGCGCCCUUCCUCGCCGUCGUGCUCGCCACCAUUCUCUUCUUCAAGGCCGUCUUCCGCCGCAAAGGCACGUGCAACCUCCCGCCGGGCCCCAAGCCAUGGCCGAUCAUCGGCAACCUCAACCUCAUCGGCGCGCUCCCUCACCGCUCCAUCCACGCGCUCUCCAGGCAGUACGGCCCGCUCAUGCAGCUCCGUUUCGGGUCCUUCCCCGUCGUCGUCGGCAGCUCGGCCGAGAUGGCCAAGCUCUUCCUCAAGACCCACGACGUGGUGUUCACCGACCGGCCCAGCACCGCCGCCGGCAAGCACACCGGCUACGACAACAGCACCAUCACGUGGUCCCCGUACAACGCGCACUGGCGGCAGGCGCGCAGGGUGUGCCUCGCCGAGCUCUUCAGCGCCAGGCGGCUCGAGUCGUACGCCUACAUCCGCCGCGAGGAGAUGCGCGCCCUCCUCUGCGGCCUGCACGAGGCCUCCGGGCGCGUCGUGGCGCUCAAGGACCACCUGACCACCUUGAGCCUGAACGUGAUCUCGCGCAUGGUGCUGGGCAGGAAGUACCUGGAGAAGCAGGUGGCGGGCGAGGAUGGCUCGGCGAUCAUGGCGCCGGAGGAGUUCAAGUGCAUGAUAGACGAGCUGUUCUUCCUCAACGGCGUGCUCAACAUCGGCGACUCCAUCCCAUGGCUCGACUGGAUGGACCUGCAGGGGUACGUCAAGAGGAUGAAGAAGCUGAGUAACAGGUUCGAUCGGUUCCUGGAACAUGUCUUGGACGACCACAACGAUCGGCGACGCCUGCAGGGUGAGAGCUUCGUGUCGCGGGACAUGGUUGACGUGCUGCUGGAGAUAGCCAGCGACCCAAAUCUUGAGGUCAAGCUCCACCGGAAUGGCGUCAAAGCGUUCAUUCAGGACCUCAUCGCCGGAGGCACGGAAACCACGGCGAUCACCGUCGAGUGGGCCAUGUCGGAGAUGCUCAAGAAACCCGAGGCGUUCUCCAAGGCCACAGAGGAGCUAGACCGCGUGGUGGGGCGAGAACGAUGGGUGACGGAGGACGACAUCCCCAGCCUUCCCUAUGUGGAGGCCAUCGUCAAAGAGACCAUGCGGCUGCAUCCGGUGGCGCCCAUGCUGGCACCCCGUCUGUCCCGUGAGGAUGCUUUCGUCGGUGGCUACAACAUUCCUGUCGGUACACGCGUGCUCGUCAACGUGUGGUCUAUCGGCCGCGACCCGACAGCGUGGGAUGCACCGGAGGACUUCGCACCAGAACGGUUCAUCGGCAGCAAGAUCGACAUCAAGGGGCACGACUUCGAGCUGCUGCCGUUUGGGUCCGGACGUCGGAUGUGCCCCGGGUAUAGUCUGGGACUGAAGGUGAUCCAUGUGAGCCUCGCCAACCUGCUGCACGGCUUUGUGUGCAAGCUCCCCGAUGGCAUGCCGACGGAUCAGCUGAGCAUGGAGGAGAUCUUUGGACUGUCGACCCCGCGCAAGUUCCCGCUACAGGUCGUAAUGAAACCCAAGCUCUCAGGACACCUCUACGCAAGCGGCCAUUAGUGUAUUGCUGUCCACUUGUUGUGCUUCCCGCGACGUCUCUUAUUGUGUUCUUGUGUUGCAACUUGCAACAGUCAUGUGGGAAAAUAACAGGAAGACUGGCGGGGAGGGUCGCGCGCGGCGCGCUCAAUUUGUAACUUAAUCUAUUGUUUCUCGAG
This is a messenger RNA of Hordeum vulgare subsp. vulgare (domesticated barley), 1795 nucleotides long. RefSeq names its product trimethyltridecatetraene synthase-like. The transcript is spliced from 2 exons. NCBI's taxonomy places the organism in Eukaryota, Viridiplantae, Streptophyta, Magnoliopsida, Poales, Poaceae. The record is from RefSeq and is a predicted model, not a curated record. Bases 90 to 1640 code for a protein of 516 amino acids. Gene Ontology annotation, molecular function: iron ion binding; oxidoreductase activity, acting on paired donors, with incorporation or reduction of molecular oxygen; heme binding.